AUGGAGGAGCGUCCGGCCCGGCUGCCCCCUGACCCCCUUCCCAACGGAUUUGGUGCCACCACCCAAUCCGCCUUCGCCCGGAUACCCCCGUCAUCCCGAGGCGUCGCUUUCGGCGGACACCGGGAAUCCGGCGCUGGCUUUUUGCUCUCGCUGGCUGCUUUUUCCACUCUGAUUUUUGGGAUGGAUGGAGGAGGAUUGGGAUCGCUCUGGCACCGGAAUCUCCGUUCCCUUUGGACAGCGGUGGCCGUGCAGGGUGCAGCGGGAACCCCGAGGGCGGAAGAAGAAGGGCCGUUCCGGGAUGAAGCUGAGGGCGAUCCACACUUGUCACCCCGUAUCAAACCCGGAAUCCAUCGGAAUGAAACCGGAUUUACCCUGUUUUCCUCACCCCGUCGCUUUGCCGAUGGGUUUUGCCCGCGGUGGGCUCCGGCAGUUUCUCCGGCUCUCGACUCCUCCAAACCUGUCGGCACUAAGGCGGCAUCCAGGGAACCUUCCGGCCUUCGGAAUCCCCUGGAGCUGGGGAUACAGGACACGUGCACCAACGGGCACUUGAUGUGCGCCGGCUGCUUCAUCCACCUCCUGGCAGACGCUCGGCUCAAGGAGGAACAAGCCACUUGCCCAAACUGCCGCUGCGAGAUCAGUAAGAGCUUGUGUUGCCGGAAUUUAGCCGUGGAAAAAGCCGUCAGCGAGCUGCCUUCCGAAUGCGGCUUCUGCAUGCAGCAAUUCCCGCGAUCCCUCUUGGAGAGGCACCAGAAGGAGGAAUGUCAGGACAGGGUGACCCAAUGCAAAUACAAGCGGAUCGGUUGCCCGUGGCAAGGGCCGUACCACGAGUUGACGGUGCACGAAGCCGAAUGCACCCACCCUACCAAAACCGGUAACGAGCUGAUGGAGAUUUUAGACGAAAUGGACCAAACGAGGAAAAAAGAAAUGCAGCUUUACAACAGCAUCUUCAGCCUCCUCAGCUUCGAGAAGAUCGGCUACACAG
Messenger RNA from Eurypyga helias (sunbittern), 982 nucleotides. RefSeq lists its product as uncharacterized. Lineage: Eukaryota; Metazoa; Chordata; Aves; Eurypygiformes; Eurypygidae. Gene Ontology annotation, molecular function: zinc ion binding. Gene Ontology annotation, cellular component: nucleus. The annotation marks the transcript as partial. The record is from RefSeq and is a predicted model, not a curated record. The transcript is spliced from 3 exons.